CAAAGAAAAUGGCGGCGCCCAUGAAAACUUUCGCGGGAAAGUUUGUAAUGCACAAAAAACACUGAAACUAUGGAUUGUUUGUAAAGAGUUUUUCUGUAGAUGUUCAGCUUUUACUAGAUUCAGAUAACUUCCUUGAUCAAGAUGAGUACAGCCGAGAUUGAGAACCAGCUGGAAGUCCUAAGUUGUCUCACGAGAGACGCAAAACAAAUCCUUCAAAAUGGAAAAGUUACAAAUCCUAACACCAUCCAGACAAGCCACCAGCUGCUGAAUCAGGCCAUUACGUUGGUCAAAGAGUUCCAGAUGUUGGCUGAGGAGUCGAUGCAAAGAGCACGGGACGAGGAGUUGAGGAAGAGUGCGCCGUCUGACUUGUGGCCUGAAGAGUCUUUCGAUCAGGUCGAUGGCGAAAUGUUGGACUUUGAAGACGAUAUCUUAGAGCCUACACCUGACAGACCGAAGCCCAAAGCAAGAGUGGCACUCCCGUUUGGUAAGCUGUCCGAAGAAGGCAACUCGACUCAGCAAGGGACAGAAGGCUGCGGCACAGCGUUCCAAGAGGACGAAACAAACGACUCACUCCUCAAAGACAAAACCCUCAGCCUAGAGGAGAAGAAGGAAACUGAAGACAUCAUGAACUAUCUUCAAGAUUUUGAAGAUGAUGAAGAUGAUAUCAAUGAGGAUAUGUUGCAGCAAUUUGAUGCAGUUUGUGCAGCUGCUGAUGAAGAGUCGUCCAGCCAAGAGUUGAAGAAUGAAGAGAGUGAUGACAGUGACACCGAUGAAGAAAAUUAUGACCCAUCUGUACCUCCACCUGAGCAGAAAUACAUUGACGUUUUAAAGACACAUUUCGGCCACGCGAGAUUCCGCCCAAUGCAGUGGAAGAUCAUUCAUUCAGUGCUAACCAGAAGAGACCAAUGCGUAGUCAUGGCAACAGGUUAUGGAAAGAGUCUGUGUUAUCAGUAUCCAGCAGUCUUCACUGGCGGUACCAGUCUAGUCAUCUCACCACUCAUCUCUCUUAUGGAAGAUCAAGUUUUUUCUCUCAGCAUAGCAAAUAUUAAGGCGUGUCUACUAGGUUCAGCUCAGUCAGCGAUGGGACGAAUCAAACAAGAAGUUCUUAACGGGGAUUAUCGAGUAGUAUAUCUUACCCCUGAGUUUGCUUCAGUAGCUCACGAGUUCUUGCGUGAUUUACAGCAAAGAGUUGGUAUUACUUUGGUGGCCAUUGAUGAGGCUCACUGUGUCUCACAGUGGGGUCAUGAUUUCAGGGCGGCCUACAGAACUCUGGGAGAAGUGAGGACAUUACUGCCUGGGGUUCCAUUUGUGGCGUUGACAGCCACAGCCACCCCAGAGAUUCGUAAGGAUAUCUGUAAAUCCUUGCGACUCAAAAAUCCUCAGGUGACCUGUACUAGUUUCGAUCGUCCCAAUCUGUACCUUGAGGUCAACAUGAAGGGAGAUAUAGCGAGUGAUCUGCAGUCACUCAUGGUAGAAACUCGCAAGUUGUACUAUGAAUUUGAUGGUCCCACCAUCAUUUAUUGCCCAACUAAGAAAGCAACGGAGAAAGUUGGAUCUGUUCUCAAACAGUUUGGUGUAAAGUCAGGAAUCUACCACGCUGGGUUGUCACCAAGUAUCAGAAAACAAACUCAUCAUAAGUUUGUAAGAGACGAGUUACAGUGUAUUGUAGCUACAGUAGCAUUUGGUAUGGGGAUUGACAAACCAGACGUCAGGAAUGUCGUCCACUAUGGAGCUCCCAAGGACAUAGAAUCCUACUACCAAGAGAUCGGUAGAGCUGGUAGGGACGGCAUGCCAAGCACCUGCUAUGUGUUCUAUGCACCAGGAGACUUUGCAACUAACAGGUUUUUCUUGAAGGAUAUCCAAAAUGCGGCUUUCAAGGCUCAUAAGAGUCGUAUGAUGCAGAAGAUGGAGCAGUAUCUUGUGUCAAUUAAAUGCAGACGACGCUCUAUUUUGUCUCAUUUCGAAGCCAAAGGAAAUAACGUCAGUGCUGUUAUGAAUACAGAUCAAUGCUGUGACAACUGCAAACACAAAGACUCUCCUUCAGGAGGCACGUUUGGAUCAGAUGAGAAAGAUUUCUCCAAGGAGCUUCAUCAUCUCUUGACGGCCAUCGAGGCAACGGGAGGAAGGUUUGGUCUCUCCGUACCAAUACUCUUCCUCAGAGGAUCGUUAAACCAGAGACUGCCGUCUCAUUGCCAAAAAUCCAAAGAGUUUGGCUGCGGAAAGUAUCAUCCAGAAAAAUGGUGGAAGUCCUUCGCACGCAUGGCAUUAACGGAAGGUUAUCUUGCUGAGAAGCAUUUGGUGGGAGGUUUUGGAUCAACAGUGGAGCUAUCAAGUAAAGGAUAUCGAUGGCUUAAAGAUGCCAAGUGUGGACAGAACAGCUCAUUCAAGAUGGUCCCUAAUAAGGAGAUGUUAUCAUUUGACAAGAAUGCCAUUGUCAAGCCGACCGUCCUCCCGCAGACUGCUGGGCCUCAGAUUUUACCCUCCGUUCAAGUCAGUAAUUGGAAACAAGUGUCUUACGAUGAUGUUGGCCCUGGGCCAAGUAUGAAAGCUGCACAGCCUAAAGUUGAUCUUAAGGAACAGCAAUUACAGGGUGUACUUUAUUCUAAACUCAUGAAUCUGAGAAACAGCUUAGCGGCAGAGAUGGGAGCAGCACCUUAUAUGGUCGCCAAUAACAAGAAUCUACACGACUUGGCAAUCAUCAGGCCAAGUUCGAAGCAGUCUCUACUGAAGAUAGAUGGUAUAGCUGAGGCUCGGGCAGAAAAGUUUGGUGCUCGGCUAAUCGAAGCGAUCUGUGAAUUUUGUAAAGAGAACAGUCUUAAGAUGGAUAACUUCCCUGCUACGGUACCAUCUCAUAUUGCUGAUAAUAAGAAAACUCAAGGUGUGGUGUUCCAGAGAAGCAGCAUCGUCCACCAGAUCUCCGAUACCGUCAGAGAAUCUUACAACUUGUACCACGAGAAGAAUAUGUCGCUGGGAGAGGUUGCGAAGGAGAGGAACCUGAAAGAGACCACCGUCGGCGGACAUCUUGCAGAAGCUAUCAAAGCGGGCUACCCUGUGAACUUUUCAAAACUUGGUGUAAGCCCGUCACUUCGUAAACAGAUUGAAGAUGUCAUUAGAUCACCACCUAUCAACUCUGAUAUAAGUCGCUUGGCACCAAUCAAGGCUUUGCUACCUGAGUCUGUGGACUGGUACCAGAUCAAGGUAGUCUUGGCCGUGUUACAAGUUCAAUAUGGUAUGCCAACAUCUACGGGUAGUAGUGACUCAGAUAAAAUGGUACCCGACAGGCCAACUACCAGUUCAUCAGAACAUUUCCGCUCACAGGCUGUGCCAUAUCGGUCACCCCUUCAGACACGACCAGUACCAGCGAGGUCAACCAACCCAGACCCUUCGGUCAGUCCGUUGGUCAGCCCCCUGAUGACCAAGAGCAAGUCCUAUCAUGGAGGGAUGAAUAGUGGUAGUCAGUCGACACAACAAAGUGGAACCAAACGGAAGCUACCCACCUGGCUUUUUGGGUCAGCCAAGAAAGGAAAGCUUAACAGCGGGACAGCAACCAAGAAAGCCAACAGUCUCUUUGCUAAACGAUAGUUCAGAGACUAACGCACCAAAGACACUGAUAAGAGCAAGUGCAAGUGUUCCGACUUGAACCCAGGCUGGUCGACUAUUGUUGACUACUGUGGUUGACCAUUUGGAACCAGCCUUAGGACCAUGGUUACUUCCACGGUCUCGAUAACCUGUUCCAUGCUAACACGUGUGAAGUGCAACGGGAACCAGUGACACUAUAGAGAAAAGGGGGAAGGCAAUGGAGUGUUGAGUAACGUGUUACCGAUGGUUGACUAGGCUUCCAAACGAGUCAUUCGAGUGAGUGCGUCAAAUGAGUGCACUCCAACUUGCUCUAAGGUGAAGUAACCAUAGAGUAUUCAUGGCAGACUUUCAGGCACACGAGGGCAGCCGUCGUAUUUCCAGUCUCGUUACUUUUGUACAAGUUAUUUUUCUACUAAAUUCCUUCAAAGGAAAUGGAAGAUGUAGAAAGUAGAAGUUUGCAUUCAUUUGUAUUCAAGGUUGUUGAUUUUACUUAAUAAGCAAAUAACAACAACCUAGUGUUAAAUUGUCUUAGGUUAGUGUUGGAAUUUUUUUUAAUUUUAAAUACAUGAGGUCAGAAAAAAAAACUCAGGUCAGGUCAGUUCCUAGUUUAUCAUUGCCGUUUAUUAAGUAAUCAAUUAGCAAUAAAUAAGACGAAUACUUCACAAAAUUGCACAGUUGGUAUAAAAAAUUUGUACAUACAAGACAAAUAAG
This is a messenger RNA of Asterias rubens (European starfish), 4290 nucleotides long. RefSeq names its product Werner syndrome ATP-dependent helicase-like. The record is from RefSeq and is a predicted model, not a curated record. Lineage: Eukaryota; Metazoa; Echinodermata; Asteroidea; Forcipulatida; Asteriidae. Gene Ontology annotation, molecular function: ATP binding; 3'-5' DNA helicase activity; nucleic acid binding. The transcript is spliced from 29 exons. Gene Ontology annotation, cellular component: nucleoplasm; cytoplasm; chromosome. Gene Ontology annotation, biological process: double-strand break repair via homologous recombination; DNA replication; telomere maintenance. Bases 142 to 3582 code for a protein of 1146 amino acids.